Rubroshorea leprosula is the source of this 6000-nucleotide messenger RNA. Lineage: Eukaryota; Viridiplantae; Streptophyta; Magnoliopsida; Malvales; Dipterocarpaceae. The record is from the annotation of a GenBank genome assembly.
GCCACUCUCCUUGAUCUUGCCACGUGGCUCAUUUUCCUCUGGGCGCAAUCACCACCGCAUUCUCAGAAUAUCAAAGAACAGUGCCAUUUUCGUCAAUAACUCCAAAGAGCUAGAGCAUCCGUGCCGUCUGCUUCUAUUUCUGCUCUAUUCCUUCCCACAGAAGACCUGUUUCUCUUCUCUCUUUUCCCUCUUCUGGAAAUCAAAUGCACUCCGUUUCUGCCGUUUACCGUCGUCGGAACUCGGCAUCGCCGGGGAUGACAAAGAGGAAGCUCACCUUUUCCGAUGAAGACGACGAUCAAGAUGGAGCUCUGGAAGGUGAAAAGAUGGAAACUUUUGCCGUGGACGACGAUGACGACGACGACGACGACGAAGACGAAGACGACAACGAGGACCUGGAUAAAUUUGAGGAUGAUGGGUUUAUAGUGGAUGAUGUGGAGGAGGAGGAAGGGGGAAAUGAGCAAGACCGGGAGGAUAGGCAGAAUAAAAAGAAGAAGCCAAAGAAGAAAUCGUUGAAGAAUAUUGUUCUUGAUGAUGAUGAUCUCCAGUUGAUUCAGGAAAACAAAGCCUUGGGCAUCGUUCAAUUCAAGAAUGUAAGUCAACCACUUAAGCGACUCAAAAAGGCUGGGAAGGAUUCUGAGUUUUCAGGGCACUCUAGCUUUUAUGAUGAUUUGCUAUUUGAUGAUAUUUAUGGAAAAGAGGAAGCUCUGUCUUAUGAUGAAGAUGAGAUGGCUACUUUUAUUGUGGAUGAUGAUGAAAUUGUUGCAAACAGUGCACCUCUUAGGUACUGGAAUUCAAAUGACGACAAGUUGAGGCAGGCAGUUGUGGUUGUUUCAUCUCCAGUAAAGGAAGCUGGUUAUCUCGUUGGCGAUGUGAAUGAGAUACUGAAUCAGAGGAAGCAAGCCCUGGCCUUGAUUGUUAAGCCUGAUAAUUCUAAUGAGUUUGAGCCAUUUUUUCUUGUAGACAAGUACAUGACUGAGCAAGAUGAUUAUGUGAGGGAGGUUGACUUGCCAGAGAGAAUGCAGGUGUUUGAGGAAAUUGUUGGGCCUCCUCCAGUUGAUGAAAUGAGUAUAAAUGAGGAGAGUGACUGGAUACUUAGUCAACUUGCUAAGAAUGUACUUUGGACCAUCAAAGAAUUGGAUAAAAAGUGGUUACUUCUUCACAAACGUAAGACAGCUCUUCAGAUGUACUAUGAAAAGUGCUAUGAUGAAGAAUGUGAGAAGAUUGGUGAUGACAUUGAACUUUCUUUGCAUAAGCGGCAACUGUUUGAGUCAAUCAUUGAAUCUCUCAAUAAGGUGGAAUGGGAGGGAGAGAUCGAUGAUGUGGACAUGAAAUUCGGUUUGCAUUUUCCUUUAGACACAGAGAUCAUGGAUGGUAAACUCAAGAGGCCCUAUAGAAAAUCACUAUAUGGUAACUGCAAGAAGGCUGGUCUGUGGAAACUUGCAGGCCAGUUUGGCUGUAACUCUGAGAAACUUGGUGUGCGGAUUGCUUUAGAAAAAGUGGGAAUGGAGUUUUCUGAGGAUCGUGAUGAAGCUCCAGAGGAGAUAGCUUCAAUAUAUACAUGUCCCAUGUUUGAAAACCCAGAAGCAGUGCUUAAAGGUGCAAGGCACAUGGCUGCCAUGGAGAUCAGCUGUGAGCCAUGUAUCAGGAAAUAUGUCCGUAGCUUUUUUAUGGAUAAAGCUGUGGUCUCAACAAACCCUACCGCCAUAGGAAAUGUAGCAGUUGAUUCCUUACAUCAAUUUACAGCUGUUAAAUGGCUACGUGACAAGCCACUCUCUAAAUUUAAGGAUGCUCAAUGGCUACUUAUUCAGAGAGCUGAGGAAGAGAAACUCCUUCAAGUCACCAUGAGAUUACCUAAAAAUGUCCUGAAUGACUUGCUUGAUAAUUUCAGUCUUGCUUAUCUACGGGAUGGUGCUGGACCAUCUGCUGAACUUUGGAAUGAACAGUGCAAGUUAAUUCUGCAGGAUACCAUUUUCAACCUUCUUCUCCCUGCUAUGGAGAAGGAAGCACGAGUCACUUUGAUUGCUAGAGCAAAAAAUUGGCUGCUUAUGGAAUAUGGAAAGCAGUUAUGGAAGAGGGUCUCUGUUGGUCCAUAUCUAGACAAGGAAAAUAUUGCCAACUUAGAGAAAGGUAUUCCUGCACGAGUAAUGGCUUGCUGUUGGGGUCCUGGGAAUCCUGCAACCACAUUUGUGAUGCUGGAUUCAUCAGGUGAAUUGCUUGAUGUGUUGGAUGUUGGUUCACUUCACCUACAUUCACAAAAUGUCUAUGCUCUGCAACGCAAGAAAAGUGACAAGUUUAGUGUCCUUAAGUUCAUUGCAAACCACCAGCCGCAUGUUAUUGUUAUUGGUGCUGCAAAUGUAAGCUGUGUUAAGUUGAAAGAUACUAUCAAAGAGAUUGUGUCUAAAAUAGAAGAAAGUAGAGAUGCUAACCAAGCUAUGGGUAGGAUUAAUGUUGUUUAUGGAGAUGAAGCUUUACCUCAACUUUAUGAAAGCUCACAGAUUUCAUCAGAUCAGCUGCCAACACAAUCAGGCAUUGUCAAGCGAGCUGUGGCUCUUGGUCGUUACAUCCAAAAUCCUUUAGCUGUGGUUGCAAAUCUAUGUGGAAUCCAGAAAGAGAUUGUAUCUUGGACAUUCAGCCCUUUAGAGCAUUAUCUAAUGCCAGAUGAGAAGUAUGAGAUGAUUGAACAGAUUAUGGUUGAUGUAACCAAUCAGGUAGGUCUUGACAUAAAUAUGGCUUUGAAGCAUGUUUGGUGUCUUCCUUUGCUUCAAUUUGUUUCUGGACUUGGACCCCAAAAGGCAGCCUUUUUAAGACGAGAAAUGGUUGAAGGCCGAGCUAUUAGUGAUAGAAAGGACUUGACUAGUUUUGGUCUUAGCACAAAGGUGGUGUUCCAUAAUGCAGUUGGUUUCCUGUGUGUCCGUCACAGUGGGCUGCUACGCCCUCGCACUGAUAUUGAGCUGUUGGAUGAUACUAGAAUUCACCCUGAGUCGUAUGGUUUGGCAGGGAAACUUGUGAAGGCCAUUUGCAAUGAUGCUUUGCAAGAAGUCGUCAUAAAAUAUGUUAAGGAGAAUCCAAAAUUGCUGAAUGAGUUUAAUGUUGAUGAUUAUGCAGAUAAUUAUGAAAUAGUGGAAGGUGAAAAUAUGAAAGAAUCCCUUUGUCAUAUUAAGAUGGAAUUGCUAUAUGGAUUCCAAGACCCACGAGCAGCUUACAAAGAACCAACCCAGGAUGAGGAAUUCAAGAUGAUAACUAGAAAAUAUGGAGAUGCAUUUGCUGAAGGAAGAAUAAUUGAGGCUAAAGUUCAGCAAGUUCAAUCUCAGCAAGCAUUCUGCAUGCUUGAUCUGGGGUUAACUGGAAUACUCAUGAAAGAUGAUUUUUUGAAUGAGGGUGGUGAUUUUGCUCUGCAAGAUAAGCUGCAUGGUGGUGAUACCAUAUCAUGCAAGAUUAAACAUAUUGAUAAGACAAGUUAUCAGGUUUUUUUGACUUGUAAAGAUAGUGAUAUGAAGAGGACAAGAGAUGAGGAUUUCUGUGACGUGGACCCCUAUUAUUGUGAAGGUGAGAGCUGUCCAAUAAAUCAGAAGGAGAAUGCCUGCAAGGAUAAAGAAUUUUCCAAACAAAACUUCAUGCCAAGGAUUAUUAAUCAUCCAAAGUUUAAAAACAUGAGUCUAGAUCAAGCAGUGGAGUUCCUUUCAGACAAGGAUGUUGGCGACAGCCUUUUUCGUCCCAGUUCAAGAGGUCCAUCUCAUUUGACUCUAACUUUGAAAGUAUUUGAGAAACUCUAUGUUCACAAAGACAUCAUUGAAGGAGGAAAAGAUCAAAAGAACUUGACAAGCUUGUUGCAUCUUGGGACAAUAUUGAAGAUAGGUGACGAUACUUUUGGGAAUUUAGAUGAGGUUAUGGAUCAAUAUGUAGAACCCAUCAUAAAGCACCUAAAAGAAAUGCUGAGUUUCCAAAAAUUCAAGGGGGGUUCGAAGGCAGAUGUUGAUAAACUUUUAAAAGCUGAGAGAUCGGAAGAUCCUAUGAAAAUAGUUUAUGGCUUUGGUGUUUCAUAUGAGCAUCCAGGCACUUUCAUUUUGACUUAUAUAAGGAGUGGAAACCCACAUCAUGAGUAUGUUGGUUUGCUUCCUAAGGGAUUCAAGUUUAGAAAGCGAAUCUUUGAGAAGAUUGAGCACCUUGUUGUGUUUUUUCAGAAACACAUUAAUAGCGUGCAGCCUAACUCAGCAACAUGCAGAAACCCUUCAUUGGGUGCUUCUACCGGAGAAUACAUGGGUAGUGGACCUAGUGGUUGGCAGGGGCAGCUGAAUUCAAGCAGGGGAAAAUCUGUUUCAAAAGGUGCAGAUGAUUAUUGUGGAGAUGGUGGAAAUGGAAAUGAACAGCCUAGUCAAGUUGGUCCUUUAAAAUGGGGCUCGUGUCUUAAGGAUGAAGAUGGAUCUUUGGAUGGAUGGAGCAGUUCUCUUUAUGCUUCCAACACGUGGAACUCUCCCAACAAUGAAUCGGUUCCGGUUGGAGGCGAUGAUUGUGCUGAUGUGAUUGGUGGAAACUGGUGCAGUGAUUAUAGCAAUAGGAACAGUGGCUGGAACAAAGGCAGUGGUGAUGAUAACCUUUGGAGUGGUCUUGGAGGCGUUAAUACUGGUGGGCAAGGACGAGGCCGUGGAUUUGGACGCAACUCCUUUGAUAGUGGGUAUGUUAAUAACAGAAACGAAACUGGAUGGGGUAGAGGAAACAAGGAUCAGGUUGGUGCUGGUGGUUUGCGUGGCAACAAUGAUAAUAGAAGUGGCGGCUCUUGGGGUAGCAAUAGGGGAGGUUUGCACGUUAGUCGUGGCAAUCGAUGUGGUCGUGGGUGGGGCCGUGGCUGUGGACAAAGACAGGAUUCUAGCAAUAAAGGAGAUGAUGACAGCAAGGAAAACUGGGGCAGUAGCAGGGGAAACAUAAGAUGGAGCAACAGAGAUGACAAUGGUGCUGAUGGUUGGGGCAGCAACAAUGAUACCAGUGGUGGUGGCUUUUGGGCCGGUAACAAUUAUGCUAAAGGUGGUGGCUCUUGGGGUGGCAAAGAGGGAGGUUGGCAUGCUGGUGUUGGCCAGCGGGGUGGUCGGGCUUCAGGUCCAGGUCCAAGCCGUGGAGGACGUGGACAUAGACAUGAUUCUUACCACCGUGGAGAUGAUAGUGGAGAAGGAAAUUUUCAUGGUGAGUGGAACAGAAGCAGAAAUGAAACUAGAUGGGGCAGCAGUGUAGGAAAUGGCACUGGUGGAUUGGGUGGCAACAAAGAAAAUGAAAGUGGUGGAUGGCAUGUUAGUGGUGGUGAUAGUCAGGGUGAUGGCAAUGGUCAUGGUCGUGGUCGGGGUCGGGGUCGGGGUCGGGAUUCGGGUCAGAAUCAUAGCCGUGGCCGUGGACCAAGACAUGAGUCUUGCAACAGGGGAGAUGACACAGAGGAAGGAAAAGUUUCUGGUGGGUGGAAUAGAAGUGGAAAUGAAAAUGGAUGGGGUGGCAACAACGACGUUAGAACUGGUGGCAGCUGGGGUGGCAACAAGGGAGAUUGGCAUGGGAGUAGUAACAACCAGGCUUAUUGCAAUGCGCCCCGUCAGAGGUGGGGUCCAGAUUGUGGCCGUGGUCAAGAUCGUGGUGGUCGCCGUGGCCGUGGAAACAAACAGGGUUACCUAAAUGAUGGGGAUGAUGACAAAAAAGAUGAAUUUACUCGUGACUGGAAAAGAGGUGGAAAUUGGGGCGGUGGCAGGGGAAGUAGUGGCAACAGUGGUCGUAGUGGUGGAAACUGGGGCGGCAAUGGUGGUGAUAGGAAUUCCCGAGGUGGUAACUGGGGCGGCGGAGAUGGUGGAACUGACGCUGGUGGCAGCAGUUGGGGUGGUGGAAAUGCAUGGAACAAGGGUGGCAAUGGCAGUUGUUGAAAUUUCUUUUGGUUUUUUUGAAAGGCAAAGAAAACUUUAAUUAGUGGGAGUACAAGGUGAUAUAUAGACCUUUUGUGUGGCAUGUAAAAAUUAAAUUAUAGCCUUAUAU